Molecule: messenger RNA, 1037 nt
Organism: Cloeon dipterum
Lineage: Eukaryota; Metazoa; Arthropoda; Insecta; Ephemeroptera; Baetidae
Gene: Non3
Product: Ribosome production factor 2-like protein Non3
Exons: 6
Coding region: 115-1017 (300 amino acids)
Biological process (GO): ribosomal large subunit assembly; maturation of LSU-rRNA from tricistronic rRNA transcript (SSU-rRNA, 5.8S rRNA, LSU-rRNA)
Cellular component (GO): nucleolus
Molecular function (GO): rRNA binding
Source: RefSeq, a predicted model, not a curated record
AUUUAACACAACACGGUAAACAAGCAUUGCCGAUCCACGUGAAGAAACAGCCACUUUUUCAACAAGCUUUGUUUAUUUAGAGCGUAUAUUUCUUAUUUAAAUAAGUUUGCUAACAUGCCAUCUCUACAGCGAGUGCAAAAGCCAACCACUAGGAAAGGCAAAAAGAUUCUUUUGGCAAAGGAGCCAAAGGUUUUUGAAGAUGUCAAAAAGAAACUUUUCCUAACUGGCCGAAAAGCCAGUGAAGUGCUCAGAAAUUGCAGUAAAGAUCUAUACAAACUUAGCAAGCCACAUGCCGUGAUCUUAAGCAGAAAAAACGACAUCCUUCCAUUUGAAAACAUUGUGCCCGUGGAGAACCUAUGCAGGAACAAUGACGCUUCCCUUUUCUUCUUCUCAACGACAAACAAGAAGAGGCCGAAUUCACUCACCAUUGGGAGACUGUUUGACGGCAGACUGUUGGACAUGGUCGAGUUCUGCAUCAACGACUACAAGUCGUUCGACCAAUUCACCGCGAGCAUUCCAGCGGAAACAAAGCCGUGCCUGGUCUUCAGCGGCGAGCUGUGGGAACAGAGCCAGGAGCUGGCCAAGGUCAAGAGUCUGCUUGUCGACGUUUUCCGUGGCGAGGUGAUUGACGCCGUCCGUCUGCAAGGGCUCGAGCACGUCAUCAUGUUCACGGCCACCAAUGACAACAUUCUGAUGAGGAGUUACCAGAUCCAAUUGAAGAAGUCAUCGACAAAGUUGCCGAGGGUGGAGCUGGAGAAUCUGGGUCCGCAUAUUGACAUGGUGCUGAAGAGGACCAAGUUUGCCUCGGAGGAUUUGAUGAAGCGAGCUUGCAGGACCCCUCAAGAGGCGAAAUCCAAGCCGAAGAAGAACGUAUCCAAGGACGCCCUGGGCACGACGCACGGACGCAUCCACAUGGGCAAACAGAAGGUUGGAACCAUUCAAACCAGGAAGAUGAAGGGUCUCAAAAAGACUGCUGCAGAAAAGCGUGUUGCGAGGAAGAGCAAGAAAGCGAAUUAAAUUCUCUGUGCGUUUUGUCA